Molecule: messenger RNA, 408 nt
Organism: Cyclocybe aegerita
Lineage: Eukaryota; Fungi; Basidiomycota; Agaricomycetes; Agaricales; Hemipholiotaceae
Source: the annotation of a GenBank genome assembly
AUGUUCUACCCCAGCACCGCCGGUAGCGUCGUCUCGUUUGCCGCCCCCGCGUCAAGAGGUUACUACCCCGCCGCGCCGAUGAGCGCUGUCCUGCCGGGCCAGCAUUACUACCCGACCAUGCACGCUGCGCCCGCGUACCCCAUGAGCGCUGCCCCGGUCAUGAUGCAGCAGCCCGCGUACGGCUACGGCCACGCCAUGCCGGCUUACUACGGCCAACCCACCGUCAUCGCCUUCCGGAGAUCGGGGAAGAAGGUGAAGCUAUCGGCAAAACCGAGCGGAGUCUCCUACCGGCGGAGAUGGGCUCUCGUCGAUGCCUCCCAUGGACAAUUUCCUCGACUUCAAAUACUCCCCGAUCCCCCUACAAUCCACGGUGGUGCCGCUGAGCAUCUCGAGAGCGAAAGAGACUGA